Molecule: messenger RNA, 1636 nt
Organism: Rhinichthys klamathensis goyatoka
Lineage: Eukaryota; Metazoa; Chordata; Actinopteri; Cypriniformes; Leuciscidae
Gene: pars2
Product: prolyl-tRNA synthetase 2, mitochondrial
Exons: 3
Coding region: 159-1601 (480 amino acids)
Biological process (GO): prolyl-tRNA aminoacylation
Cellular component (GO): cytoplasm; mitochondrion
Molecular function (GO): ATP binding; proline-tRNA ligase activity
Source: RefSeq, a predicted model, not a curated record
ACUUACAAGAAGAAAAAGGUCAUCAUUCUGUCAUAUGGAGAUUUUUAUGUUUAGUUUUUAUCUAUGUGUACAAUCAUCAGUGUCCAAUUAAUGAUCUCAGUUUGAUCUGACAAGAUUUUAUAGAUAACUCGCGUCUCACAGAAUUUGGGUUGUCAAAAAUGGAGGUGUUCAUGCAUCACUGUCAUCACAAGCUCCCAAGUCUUCUGUCCAGGACUCUCUUCAAAGCAUCAAAGAAAAGCUACAUCUACUGUACCAUCCACACUUCUCCUUCAGUCUCUGCCGUUUCCAAACCAGUCCUUCCACCAGUGCUUGUGUCUCGCCUCUUCCUGCCGUCCAACCUCCGGGAAGGUCAGGAGGGCGGAGACUUGACAUGCCGUAGCCAGAGACUGAUGCUGCAGACAGGACUUAUCCAUCCCUCCAACCCUGGCUGCUUCUAUUACUUACCAGUCGCUCUGAGGUCCAUGGAGAAGCUGGUUCGUCUCAUCGAUGAGGAGAUGUGGGCAAUCGGUGGGCAGAAAGUUGACAUGCCAGCACUGUGCAGUGCAGAACUUUGGAAGAAGAGUGGCCGCUGGGAGCUAAUGGGGAAAGAGAUGUUCAGGCUACUGGAUCGGCACAAUGCGGAAUACUGCCUCGGGCCGACUCAUGAAGAAGCAGUCACAGAGCUUUUUGCUUCCCAGACCAUGAUAUCCUACAAGAAGCUGCCACUUCUGCUGUACCAGGUAACUCGCAAGUUCCGUGAUGAACAGAAGCCGAAAUUUGGGCUCUUACGUGGCCGGGAAUUCUACAUGAAAGACAUGUAUUCAUUUGACAUUAAUGAAGAGGCGGCUCUUCAUACGUACCACUCUGUGUGUCAAGCUUAUGGACGUAUAUUUGACCGACUGGGCUUGAAGUGGGUGCAGGUACAGGCUGCCACCGGCAACAUAGGAGGCACGCUUUCCCAUGAGUUUCAGCUGCCAGCAGACAUCGGUGAAGACCAGUUACUUGUUUGUGGGAACUGUGGCUUCUCUGCCAACAUCGAAACCAUAGACCCAGGCCAGACUGAGUGUUCACUGUGUCAAACAGGCACACUGACUGAAUCCAAAGGCAUUGAAGUGGGGCACACUUUUUACCUCGGCAAAAAAUAUUCACAGGCGUUUAAGGCCCUGUUUGUUAAUGCAUCCAAUGUGCCUGCAGUUGCAGAGAUGGGCUGUUUUGGACUUGGUGUCACUCGAAUACUUGCCGCUUCUAUAGAGGUGAUGUCAUCUGAGGAUGCUAUUCACUGGCCAGGGUUGAUCGCUCCUUAUCAAGUGUGUGUCCUGCCACCUAAAAAGGGCAGUAAAGCACAUGAAGUCACAUCCAUGGCUGAUGAACUGGCUCAAAGCUUGGGAAACAGUCUACCCAACUUGAGAGGAGAGGUGGUACUGGAUGACAGGAUUCAGAUGACCAUUGGUAAACGACUGAAGGAUGCUAAAAUUCUCGGGUAUCCAUAUGUGGUGGUGAUAGGGCAAAAAGCUCUAGAGGAUCUGCCCUUAUUUGAGGUGAUUUGUCAGCAGAGUGGAGAGACCAUGUUUCUUAGUAAAGAAGGGCUAGUGGAUCUUUUAAGGAGAGUUGAAACAAUCUAAUCUAACAAUGGUUUAUAGAUUUUUAUUUUUUAUUU